Molecule: messenger RNA, 2150 nt
Organism: Osmia lignaria (orchard mason bee)
Lineage: Eukaryota; Metazoa; Arthropoda; Insecta; Hymenoptera; Megachilidae
Gene: mRpL48
Product: mitochondrial ribosomal protein L48
Cellular component (GO): mitochondrial ribosome
Source: RefSeq, a predicted model, not a curated record
UUUAAUUUACUUUAUUUAUUUUCUUUGUUUAUUAAUUAAGCUCAUCGAAGGAGAAUAACAUUUAUGAUUGUAUCCCUCAUCUGGGCCUCGGCCGAGGACCCCUUUUAUUAUUAAAUAAACGAACUCCCUUUGUUAUACGAACAUGUAUGUAAUUGCUUGUUGCUUUUUGUAUACUAAAAUAUCUUUUAUGAACUGGACAUAAUGCGUUGUAUUUCUCGGGUAUAAUAGCAAGUAGUAGGGGUCUCCUUUCGUUAUAUCGCCUUUUUCCAGCAAUAAGGCUAGCGUACUGUGUAUGUCUAUAAACAAUAAUAAUUACAAUUCUUUUUAUUGGAAAAUUGAAUGCUGAUUUCCAAUAUCAAAUUUAUUUAAUACAAAAUGGUACUGAAUGUCUUUAGGCGGGCUGUAACGUGUUAUCGUUACCCAUUACUUAACAAAGCAGUGAGAUUUUAUGGUAUAUAUGAACCUCCGUAUUUAAAGAAAGAGUACGAGAUACCAAUUUAUCCUACUUUAAACAUACAGCUUAGAGGAUACACGUAUCCUUUAAUUGAGAAAUAUCAAAGUUUUGUUCAAAAACUUGCAGAUGCUUUGGACAUCACUGUUGAAAACACGUUUCCCUAUCCUCAUAGAGAAUUUAAGAUAAAAAGAUUUAAAAAAGGAGGUACAGUAGUUGAUAGUGAGUAUACUGUAAAAAUUUAUGAAAGGGAUAUACAAGUUUCAGAUAUUACAGCCACAAAAUGUCCUAUUUUUAUUAGACUAUUAGAAGUAACUUUACCUGAAGGAGUUUCUAUGUGUAUUGAUAAAUAUGAUCCUUUAUUAGACAAGAAACGUUUUAUACCAGAUAAAGAAUUACUUGAAUUGAAAUCUGAAUUAAAUGAGAUACUUGUAAAUAGAGGAAAAUAAAAUUUAAGUGUAUAUAGAAUAGAAAGAAUUUAAUAGUUAGAACAGAUACAGUAAUAAAUAAUUUAUUUAACAAUUCAAUUUACAAAUAAUUUUUGUUACAUAAAAAAUAUAAGAAUGUCCAAGUAGUUAUUUAUGUAAAAGUGAACAGAUUUUUAAUAAGCGAUAACAGAUACUGCAAUUAAUAAUAAUAGACAAUGUAAUUAAUAAAAAUUUUAUUGUAUCAAAAUUACGUACAGCAUAGGUGUAUACAUGUCAUUAUAAAAAAUUUAAAUAUAUGUAAAUACAAUUUUAUAUACUUUCUCUAUUAAAAUCUAGAACCUUUAUUUAUAAAAGUCCAAAAUGUACAACUUUUAUUUUAGACCCCUCUUCUGAUCUUAAAGAUUCUUUUACUUUGUCAUUUGUGUCAUCUUCUAUAAUAAAUAAUAUUUUAUAUUAAUGAAAGGUCUGUUAAACCAUUAAAUAUUAUUACUUACUUGAUUGAAAAUCCUUAAGAUAAUCUUCAAAACACAAUGGAAGACUUUCUGAUAAUUCGCGUUUUGGAUCAGUUAAAUGCACUUGAGUGAUUGUAGAACGUUUUUGCUUAUGUGAUUGACCCUGCAAGAAGUAAUUAAUAAAUUGAUAUAUUAUUUCCUACUAAUUGUGCACUUUAAUACACUUUGUACACAAUUAUACUUACCGUGCCAGGUACCAAUAUAUGCGUUACUGUAUCUGAAAAUUUAACCUUUGGUUUUUCAUUUGUUGUGGGUGUUGUAUCUGUGGUGGUAGAAAAAGGGGAACAAGGUAUAGGAGUAGAAGUAGAUAUAAUGGGAAGCGGUGGUACAUUAGAAGAUACUUUAAAAUGUUUAUUAAUACUACUGUUUGUACUAUUUGGUGAUGACACUAAUUUUGAAUGUUUAUCAAACCUGUUUUGUACACUGUACAUAGAAGAGAAUUGUGAACUACCUAGUUCUAUGUUAUUAGUUGAGGAAUGUACAUCAAUAUUAUCACAACUUCCAUGAAAUGAAAUAUAAUCAAAAUCAUAAUUAAGUCUGUAUCUGGAAGGUUUAACAUUACUGUAUUUGUGUUGAUCCUGUAAAAUAUUAGAUGUGGAAUUUUGUUUUUGUAACAAAUGUGAUGCAACAUUUCUUGACCUAGUAGAUGUAAACUUUUGGACAGAUUCAUCAAUAUCUGCUAAUCCAGAUGUACUUCUAGAUAGAGGAAGAUUUUUUCUUGGAAGAUUUUGAAAGUAAUUUGUAAAUGAAUUUGUUAGA